AUGGACGAGGACUGCAACUAUGUCUCUCCCCACACCGCCUACCACAGAUUCCGGGUCCCGAAGCUACUUUGCGCUUUUUUCUUAGCCACCACACGCCUUGUCGACGGUCCAUCAGAAGAAAUUACUCAUGACAUCAGGAGGAGAGCCUAUAAAAUCCUGAUCUUUGGCAUCCGUUACGGCGUAUUAUCGGAUGUGCCUUUUUCACGAAUAUCUGAACUUGUUAGGCGUGGGAUGGAACACUCCGACCGGGCAGUAAGGAUGGAAGCUGGUCGGGCCUGUGCUGCUUAUGUAGAGGCUUGUUCUGGGACUUCAGGGGGGCCUGAUCCCACCGGGGCGCUCAUAGACCUAAUGACGACUUUAAUGCAAGCGAAAGACCCACGGAUCGUAGAGACUACUACCACAACUCUGGGGAAAAUUGGGCGUGUUUCUGAGAAUAGCAUGCUUGGUCGAGUCAUUCUGCUCUUAAUCGGUCACUGGGAUCAAAGAAACAGUCUCCUGAGGGGGUUGGCUUACAUUGAGCUCCGUGACUUGGCCCAAGCACAGAAUAAGUCUUCCUACACUUUCUUGUCUCCUUUCUUUCCCGACAUAAUCAAAUAUGUAACCGCGAACAUUUGCACCAAGCCUGCACUUCUGAGGGAGCUGGGGAGGUUUCUUGCUCGGGAGCCUUCCGAGCUUCUUGCUUUCACGCUCUCCUACUCAUUGCCCUCACUCGUGGCAACAUGUUCCAAGGAUGAAAUUAGAGCACUAUCCCAGCACGUUGGUCGUCCCGCUGCAGCACUCCUAAUAGAUAAGACAUCCGUGAUAUUGAAGGCCGUGUUCUUGCUCCCUGAUCCUGCUAGUACGGACCAGGCGCUUCUUUUCAUGACUAGCGUAGUCAAGGAGGCAGCGGGGGCUCGAGCUGACUCUGUAGACCCCCGAUCGUUGGUCAGCAGCAGCAUCGCGGAACUAUUAGCAGAGCUGGUGAUUUUGUUGGGUAGCAAUGAGUCAAAUAAUGAUGCAUUGGCUUCCGAAGCUCUCAGAAAGGUGCAGAGGGCCUUGUCGGAUCCGCGGAUUACCGCUCAAUCUACGGAUCCACAUGCUCUUAGAGACUUCCUGCAGCCACACCUACUUGCAAUUAUGACGUACAUCAAUGAAGUCCUUCAAGAAAUGCAAGGCAAAAAGACUCCUGCCUAUAAGGCCAUGGUCAUUCGCAGUCUUGGGACGCUGAUCGGAAUGAUCGGCAGCCCAGUCACCGCGAUUGCCCCGCAAAUCAUGGCAGCAAUACACACAAAUCUGCUCAUUCCUGGGCUCACUGAGGCUUGUUUGUCCACCUGGAAAUUUUUCAUGACUCAGCUUGCCCUUCGUGAUAUUGGUCCGUAUAUUGGACCAACGGCAGCAUCAUUUGUCACGAACUGGGAUCAUUUUUCUCCUCUCUGCAAGAGGAUCGCACGCGAAACUCUCGAAUACCUCCUUGUCGAGAAUGCAGAAAAUGUCAAAUCCCACCUCAACAACGUUGUUUCACUCUCUGACAUCGCAGAAUUGAGGGACUGUGCCACUCGUCUAGAGCAAAUGACAAGCGGUCGCGAUGCUACUUCCAAGCUGGAUAAUUUCUUGGAGCGCUGCCUAAGUGAGAACAUCACUAUCUCGAGCCUAUCUCUCGUCGAGCUUAAACAAUACCUCACUGAUAACGAUAUGCUCAUCCGUCAUCUUGCAUCUGGGGAUCAUUUUGAUUCAGCAAUAUCGACCAUCAUCAAGGUUCUUUUCAACCUCGCCUCUAGGGAUGGUGAUGUAUUUGACGAGUUGCGUCUGGUGGCAUUUGAAUGUAUUGGUUUGCUUGGUGCACUGGACCCUUUCCGUUUCGAAACACCAACGGAAUCUCCACCAAUGAUCGUUCUCAACAACUUUGAUGAGGGGGAGGAGGCCAAAACCUUCGCCCUCUAUCUCAUACAGCACCUUCUCGUGGACGCCUUCCGUUCAACAAGUGACCUCCGAUACCAGAGUCACUUGGCUUUUGCAAUCCAGGAGCUUCUCAAAUUUUGUGAAUUCACAUCUGCUCUCAUUAAAAACGAGAAGUCAGUCCAAGUUAAAACGCGUGCACGGUGGAAGACCCUUCCCGUCCAUUUGCUUGAUACCAUUACGCCCUUGCUUGAAGGGAAAUUCUCCCACGAAGCUUCCGAAUUCCCCAGAGUUGUCUACCCCAUAUAUCGGACCACAAUGUCCUACCGCGAGUGGCUGCAAAUCUGGGUGACCGACAUGGUGGGAAAGACAUCAGGAAAGGACGCUGGGACAAUUUUCAACAGCUGUCGUUUAGCCAUUCGCAGUCAAGAUGUCCAAGUGGCGCGGUUUCUCAUCCCGCACCUUGUUCUGAAUAUUCUCAUGUCAGGAAACGAUGACGACAAACUGGCGAUCCGGUCUGAAAUCGUCACGGUUCUAGAGGAUCAAGCUACUCAUCAAGAUGGUUCAGUGGUUGAUCAUCGAGUGCUGAGUGCUCAGACUGUUUUCCAUCUUCUGGACCAUAUGUGCACGUGGAUUCGUGUUGCACGGCGACAUAUCACCGAGAAAGAGAGGCGCUCACGAAAUUCCGGUAGUAGCGAUCUUGAGAUGCAAGUGAUGGCUGUAGAGUCGAUGAUUAGCAGUCUCGACCAAGAGCUCUUGGCAACAGCGGCUCUCAACUGCAAAUCAUAUGCCAGAGCUCUUAUGACCAUAGAACAAGUCAUACAAUCCCGUUCCGCAGUGGGGACGAAAAAUGAUCAACUCCAAUCUUACUUGGAGCGAUUACAUCUGAUCUACGCGCACCUCGAUGAACCUGACGGCAUGGAGGGUGUUUCCACAAAAAUUCUAUCUCCCUCCCUCGAACAUGAGAUUCGAGAGCACGAAAGUACUGGCAGAUGGACAUCCGCGCAAAGUUGUUGGGAGGUACGGCUCCAGCAAUCCCCAGACGAUGUUGAUCUCCACAUCGGACUGUUGAAAUGUUUGCGUAAUCUCGGACAUUACGACACCCUAAGGACUCAUAUAAGAGGGAUACUUACCAGAUCCCCUGAGUGGGAACAGAAGCUUGCUGGUUAUCAUGCCGAAAGUGCUUGGAUGACUGGUGACUGGGAUACUGUAAAUGAAAUUGUUCAGCGCACAAAAAGCGAUCUACCCGAGUUGGUUAUUGCACGACUGCUGUUGUCCCUCCGCGGCCACGACGAGCGUCAGAUCAUGGACGCAUUCCAACAGGCAAGGUGCGUCUUGGGUGCUUCGAUCACUUCCUCGGGGAAGUAUUCAUAUCGUCGCACGUAUGACGCUGUUAUAAAUCUUCAUGUCGUGCACGAGUUGGAGAUGAUCCACAACACGCAAACCACCAUUUCUCGACGCCGAUUAGGGGAUCAAGGGACGUUAGCUUCCCUGCAGCGCACAAAAUCUUCUCUCAGGAGCAGGUUGGAGCAAACACUGCCAACAUUUAAAACUCGGGAGCCGAUUCUAAGCAUGCGACGUAUUGCCUUAGGGCUUAGACCCGACCUGACUGAUUCGUUCAAAUCCGACCUUGGCCAAGCAUGGCUUGCAAGUUCCAAGAUCGCUCGCAAAGCUGGCCACUUCCAAACUGCAUACACUUCAAUUCUCCAGGCACGUCAAUUGGGCACUCCAUACAGCUUCAUUCAGAGUUGUAAACUCAUCUACACCGAGGGAGACGCUCUCAGGGCUUUGCAUGAGCUGAACAGUGCUCUCAGAGAUUCCCAAGUUGACACUAAAAUGGAUCUUUCCGAGGACAGGUUGGACGCGGAAGAACAAAUGUUGAAGGCUAAGGCACUUCUCCUUCGUGCACGCUGGACGCAUGAGACCCGACGCUCGGAUUCAAAUGAUCUCCUGAGCAAAUAUACUGAAGCUGCCGAAGUAGUUUCCGAAUGGGAGAGUCCUUACUUUUAUUUGGGGGCCUACCAGGACGAACUUUUUAGAGUAUCCAGUGACCCAAGAAUCCGGUGGGUAGGAAGCAGGGCUCGUCAUCAGGCCUGCAAAUAUUACAUAAAAGCAUUGAAGUUUGGGUCUAAAUUCGUCUACCAGGCUAUGCCGAGGCUCUUGACGAUAUGGCUUGACAGUGGGGCUGAUUCGGAACUAGUCGAGAUUUCCCAAUCAAAAUUAAAUAAGUCAGUUGAGGAUGCCAUUGGUAGUUUGCCUCCCUAUCAGUGGUUCACUGCAUUCCCACAGAUAAUCUCACGGAUAGGCCAUCCAAAUACGGUCGUAUACUCUAUUCUCGCAUCCUUGGUGUCGCACGUACUUUGUACCUAUCCUCAACAGGCCCUUUGGCUUUUCACUGUUGUCGUCCACUCUCAGAGGCAAGAGCGAAGGCAGCGAGGAAGAGCUAUCAUUGACCGGGUUAAGUCUCGCAGUGCACGCAACGAUCAAACUUCGAUCUUGGUUAACGAGUGGCUGCUGAUGACUCAGGAGUUCUUGACCAUGUGCGACAAAGACGCGAAGAAUUGCAGACAAGGCGAAGAGAUGGUGGUGGAUUUGAAAACGUUUGCUCCUCUGCUUCCCAAAAUGACACCAUGUUCCUUGAUUAUACCUCUCCAAAAUUCCUUGACGGUGACCGUCCCAUCCGCAGGGCAAUCUAAAGAUAUCCAUAAACCUUUCCCUCUCAAUCUUCCGGCUUUCCAUCAAUUCAACGAUGAAGUGACGUUAAUGUCCUCAUUAAUCCGGCCAAAGAAGUUUACAGUCAUGGGAAGUGAUGGUAUUCGUUACAAUCUCCUGGGGAAACCGAAAGACGAUAUGAGGAAGGACGCUCGCUUGAUGGAUUUCAACUCAAUGAUCAACAAGAUGUUGAAGAUUAAUUCCGAGUCCAGAAAGAGGCAGCUACACAUCAGGACGUAUGGUGUGAUUCCUCUCAAUGAGGAAUGCGGAUUGAUCGAAUGGGUAAACAAUACCAAGGGUUUCCGCCAUAUCCUUAAAGAACUCUAUGAAGCUCGUGGCAUCCAGCUUAUGGCGAGUGAUAUUCAUGCUAUUAAAUCAGGCACGGACAAAUCAGUCAUGGACAAACCUGGACGCAUGAAGUUUCUUGUUGAGGAGAUUCUGCCCCAAUUUCCCCCCGUCUUUCAUGAGUGGUUCAUUGCUACAUUUCCUGAACCCUCGACGUGGUUGGCCUGUCGCCUAAAUUAUGGUAGAACUCUUGGAGUGAUGUCCAUGGUUGGGUUCAUUCUGGGGUUGGGAGACCGCCAUGGCGAAAAUAUUCUGUUUGAUUCAGUCACCGGAGAUACAGUUCAUGUUGACUUUAAUUGCAUUUUUGAUAAGGGGCAAUAUCUCGAUAUACCGGAAGUUGUGCCUUUCCGGCUAACGCAAAACUUGGUUGACGGUUUGGGGGUCACUGGUGUUGAAGGGGCGUACCGGAGGGCAUGCGAAGUAACAAUGCAACUUCUCAGAGAUAACAAAGACUCAUUAAUGAGCGUUCUUGAAGCAUUCACUCAUGAUCCGAUCUCUGAGUGGGAGACAGAGCGGAAGCGUGAGGAACGUCUUCGUCGACGAAGGGGCGACCCCAAUCCUCAUGUCCCUAAACUUUCAGAACUGGUUCAGCGUGCCCUUGGCCCGAUUCAGGAAAGGCUUAGUGGCACGCAUACAUUCAGAACGGAAAACACAGCACGUAGCUCAGCUAUUUCAACUCCGAACCAAGUUGAACGGUUGAUUAAGGAGGCCACAAGCCCAUUGAACUUGGGGAGCAUGUACGUUGGUUGGGCGGCGUGGCUAUAG
This is a messenger RNA of Cantharellus anzutake, 5697 nucleotides long. RefSeq lists its product as uncharacterized. The transcript has 24 exons. Gene Ontology annotation, cellular component: nucleus. Gene Ontology annotation, molecular function: protein serine/threonine kinase activity; protein binding. Gene Ontology annotation, biological process: DNA damage checkpoint signaling; telomere maintenance; protein phosphorylation. The coding region runs from base 1 to 5697 and encodes 1898 amino acids. The record is from RefSeq and is a predicted model, not a curated record. Lineage: Eukaryota; Fungi; Basidiomycota; Agaricomycetes; Cantharellales; Hydnaceae.